CUGUGAUCAUUGCUCUAUUUAGUUGAUAUUCAUUGCCAUGUUGCCCCAAUUCCUCACGACCGCCGCCAAGGCGAUGGCCCUCGGCGCUGUUGUAUUGCCAUUGGCACAAGCGCGAUUUGAUUCGGAUUUAGACUGGAUCUCUACCAAUGCAUCUUUGCCCAAAGUCGUCAUCUAUAGCGCAAGGGGAACUAUCCUAUCCGCUUCGAAUUAUAGUCGACUAGAUAAUGUCAACUAUGGCGCCGGAGUUGGGCCUACGCCUCAAGAGUUAAUUGGGAAUGUGUCUGAAGUGCUGGAUGUCGCCCAAAUUGCUGUGGUGAAUUUCGAUGUUACUGGCGGUAGCUCUGGUCUGAACUCAUCGCUCUACCUCAACAUCAGCCAGCAUGCCAAUCAGCAACUUUGCUCCCGUGGCUCCGAUAUUGUUGGUGCAAUUAUGUUCCACGGCACCAAUACUUUGGAAGAAACAGCGUUUGGCGUCGACCUGACUUUCAACUGCUCUAAGCCAUUUAUUGCGACGGGCGCAAUGCGUCCAGAUAGCUAUAUUUCUCCAGACGGCCGAUCGAACUUCUAUCAAGCUGUCGCAGCUGCAGUGUCACCGUCUUCACGCAACCGUGGCGGCCUCAUUGCUUUCAAUGAUAGAAUCACAUCGAUUUUCUACUCCACCAAGUUAAACGCCAACACCCCUGAUACCUUUAAAUCACUUGAACAAGGAAACCUCGGCGUCUUCCUUGGAGGACAACCCUUUUACUACUUCGACGCCGGGUACGCAACUGGCCGGCCUCAUUUUGAUAUCACUAAUACCACAGAGCUUCCCUCCGUCAUUAUUCUUUAUGGUCAUCAGGGCUUUGACGCAUCCCUGAUGUAUGCUGCGGUUGCCAAUGGGGCCAAGGGAUUGGUAGUCCUAGGCCCCGGUGCAGCUCAACUUAGCCCGAAUGCCCAAGCGGUUGCUGCAGAUCUUUUCAGCAAGGGUAUCCCAACUGUGGCCGUUGCUCGCCCUGUGACGGGUACAGGAGUCCCCGGUCGAUUCCCUGGUCCCAUUUUUUACUCAUCCUAUGUCGGCGCAGAGCAGGCAAGGAUUAUGCUUCAGCUAGCAAUCAAUGCUGGUCUGAGCCUUGAUGAGAUUCGUGACUCAUUUGAGACCCCUCUUAGAGAGGCAGUGUAUGGCUCUUGGGCCAGCCAGAAAGCGUAUUACCAAUAAGUGUCGUAUCACUAGGAUGCGGGACAUCAGACCCCAUAGAAUGAGAAAUGAGUUAUUAAAUCGGUG
This is a messenger RNA of Ilyonectria robusta, 1261 nucleotides long. RefSeq names its product Asparaginase/glutaminase. The coding region runs from base 38 to 1195 and encodes 385 amino acids. The record is from RefSeq and is a predicted model, not a curated record. The transcript is spliced from 7 exons. Lineage: Eukaryota; Fungi; Ascomycota; Sordariomycetes; Hypocreales; Nectriaceae. Gene Ontology annotation, molecular function: asparaginase activity.